GUGACAUGUCAUUUCCUUGCCCAACCCAACAAAAGUGGGACCCACCAAAAUUACGAAUUUGCCAUCAUCUUCUUCCUCCAUCAAACAAACCCAGCACCAAACAAACCCAGCACCAAACAAAACCAACACUUGCGUUGAAUCGAACCCAACAACGCCCUUUUUUUUUUUUCCUUCCUCUUGCCUUGCUUUCUUCAUCAUCAUCAAACACAUCAUCAUCAAACACCAAACCCACAAAAAAAUAUAUAUAUUUUUUACCCCUGGGUUCCUUUGAACCCAACUCCUGUUGGGUUCCAUGGAACCCAGCGCCUGGGUUCCGACGUGGGUUCCAUGGAACCUAGGCGCUGGGUUCCAAGCUAGGUUCCAUGGAACCCAGGCGUGGGUUCGCCUGGGAACCCAGUGCCUGGGUUCUGGCAUGGGUUGGAACCCAGGCGUAACCCCUGGGUUCCUUGGAACCCAACCCGGGCAAGCGUGCUGGGUUCGCAAGGAACCCAGCGCCUGGGUGGGUUCGAAGGAACCCAGGCCUGCUGGGUUCCAAGGGGAAAGAGAAGGGAAAGGGGAAGGAGAAAGGGAAAGGGAAAGGAGGAGAAAGAAAAAGAAAAAAGAAAUAAAAAGAUAAAAGAAAAAAAAUUAAAAUUUUAUUUUUCAU
This is a messenger RNA of Rubroshorea leprosula, 646 nucleotides long. NCBI's taxonomy places the organism in Eukaryota, Viridiplantae, Streptophyta, Magnoliopsida, Malvales, Dipterocarpaceae. The record is from the annotation of a GenBank genome assembly.